Danaus plexippus (monarch butterfly) is the source of this 1399-nucleotide messenger RNA. RefSeq names its product serine protease snake-like. Gene Ontology annotation, biological process: proteolysis. The record is from RefSeq and is a predicted model, not a curated record. The transcript is spliced from 10 exons. Lineage: Eukaryota; Metazoa; Arthropoda; Insecta; Lepidoptera; Nymphalidae. Gene Ontology annotation, molecular function: serine-type endopeptidase activity. The coding region runs from base 175 to 1380 and encodes 401 amino acids.
CUAGCACAUAUACGUAAAGUCUUGGUGUGCGGACGUCGCCUUAGAAUAAGGAAAAUUAUUUACAAAUGCUCGCUUCACUCUUGAUUGUUAUGAAUACAAAAUGGCCGCGUGAUACGAAACACAUGUUUUAAAUAAGUGCUGUGAUAAACAAAGAUAUAUAAAAGAAAAGAUAUAAUGUUGAAAAUUCACCUGUUCGCGGCUGUUUUAAUACUCUCCGGAGAAAUAGGAUUCUGUCAACAAGAAGGCGAGUCAUGUACAGUGGAACAUACUAACACUUUAGGAGUCUGUACGCCGGCCGCCUCCUGUCAGUCAGCGAGGAGAGACUAUCAAAGCAAUGGGAUUACUCCGACGUUCUGUAGCCGGAGCCUCCAGUCGAUCACUGUCUGUUGCAGUGACGCUAGUUCCAUACUGAAUACAGCUAAUAACCGGAAACAACCGCUGCCUCAUCAGCAGACAGCAUCAAAAGACGGGCGUAGACUGAGUGAAUUGAAAUGUGAAGAGUACAGCAAACGUGUGUACGAGACGGUGGGUUACAUAGCUUUGGUACCGGACCCGGAAACGAUGUCUAUAUCCGCCCCAAAAUGUGACUACAACGGUGUGGAGCUGAUCGUGGGCGGAGAGGACGCUGAUACAGGAGAGUUUCCACACAUGGCCGCAAUAGGCUGGAUUAACUUGGAAGGCUCAUACUCCUUCCUCUGCGGCGGCAGUUUGAUCAGCUCCAAGUUCAUCCUGACAGCAGCGCACUGCACCAAGUACUCCAAGAUGAGGGAACCCAAGCCGGUCAUCGUGAGGCUUGGAGACCAGAACCUGGACACGUCCGUCAACGACGGCGCCAGCCCCAUUGAGGUGCCAAUAAAGAAUAUAAUAAAGCAUCCGCUAUACAAGUCCCCGGGCAAGUAUCAUGAUAUAGCGUUACUGGAGCUGGCGUCCGACGUGGACUUCGACUCUUCCAUCAGACCAGCCUGCCUCUGGUACAGACCCGACUUCCCUGGACACACUAAAGCAGUGGCCACCGGCUGGGGGGUUGUUGACCCGCGUACACAGCGCGCUUCAAACGAAUUACAGAAAGUAUCGCUGACGCUACUAGAGAACGAUUUUUGUAAUGUUCUAUUAAAGACGAAGAGGAACAGACUGUGGAUGGACGGGUUCACUGCGGACCAGCUGUGUGCUGGAGAACUGAGAGGCGGCAAGGACACCUGUCAGGGCGACUCUGGGUCCCCCCUCCAGGUGGUGUCCCGGGAGAACAAGUGCGUGUUCCAUAUAGUCGGCAUCACGUCCUUCGGUCACAGAUGCGCCCAGUCUGGGAGUCCAGCUGUCUACACCAGGGUCUCUUCAUACUUGGACUGGAUAGAGUCUGUGGUAUGGCCGGGGGAGGGAUGAAAUAAAUGCUUUAGAACUA